Molecule: messenger RNA, 2244 nt
Organism: Capronia coronata CBS 617.96
Lineage: Eukaryota; Fungi; Ascomycota; Eurotiomycetes; Chaetothyriales; Herpotrichiellaceae
Product: tRNA-dihydrouridine synthase 3
Exons: 2
Coding region: 1-2244 (747 amino acids)
Biological process (GO): tRNA processing
Molecular function (GO): RNA binding; tRNA dihydrouridine synthase activity; flavin adenine dinucleotide binding
Source: RefSeq, a predicted model, not a curated record
AUGGCUGAGAACGCGGCAGACCAGUCUGAACCACAUGUGAAUGGUAGUUCCAACGGUGGAGCAGUUACCGCUACAGAUGCCGAACAAGUCUCUUCUUCCACUACUUCUGUUAAGCGCAAGAUUGAUGAGCUGAGCUCGUCCGAACAGUCACUGGAAGUCCGAGAAGACAAACGUCGGAAAGGGACGGCGCCGAUCAAAGCCGAGUUUCUCGUCGCCGCAGAAGAGAUUGUGGAGGCUCGGCCUGCCCAAGACGAGGCUGACGACGAUGCCGCCGAAGCAUUUCACCACCAGGACAGACAACCUGUGAGCAACAACUCCAAAGGUAAACGACGUGAAAAGGCCAAAGGGCAGAAUAAGGCCCGCGAGUAUGGUCGGUCCAGAGAUGAAGUAGGCCUGUGUUCGACCCGGGUACACCGCCCCGAGUUCUCUCCAGAGCCAUGUCUCUACGGUGACAAAUGUCGUUUCGAGCAUGACCUGCGCAAGUACUUGAAACAGCACAAGCGUGAAGACCUCACCACCUUCAACGGCCUGUGUCCCGUCUGGGAGACGAAAGGAAGGUGUCCUGGCGGCUGGAAAUGUCGAUUUGUCGGUUCUCAUUCCAAAGAGGUCGAACAUGAUGACGGACGGCGAGAACUAGUCUUAGUCGAAGACCCGGAGCGGAUUGCGAAGUACAGCCAGACGUUUUCUGAAGGCGAAGAAGCCGGGGUCGCCAACGUUCUUUCGCCCCAACAACGCAUGGACUUGACCAAGAGACGAAUCACCACGCCCAAAUCCGAUGCGUGUCUCAGCUGGAUGGACAAACAGACCAAGAACCCGUCGGACCAAGGUCGCAAAGGGCAAGACAACGCGUCUCUACGCAACUCGUCGUCACCAGAGCCGGGAGACGGCCGCAAGGAGACGAACGGGGAGAGUCAAGCCGAUUCACGAGCUGCUUUCCAGGAUCCUCCUUUACGACCCUCAGAAAAGCGCCGGCUGUACUUUGGGUCCGAGACGCCGGUUCUAGCCCCUCUGACUACGCAGGGCAACCUGCCUUUCCGACGGCUAUGUAGUUCUCUAGGCGCCACAUUCACCUAUUCGGAAAUGGCCAUGUCGUUACCGCUGCUACAAGGGCAGAAAUCAGAGUGGGCUCUUCUCAAAGCACACCAGUCGGAAGUGCAGCCACCGACCUUUACGAUCAAAGGCACGCCAAACAUUGUGUACGACUACGACCAGAGCCAGGAUCUACGCUUCGGCGCCCAGAUCGCAGCCAAUAAACCUUGGUUGGCCGUCAAGGCCACGGAAGUCCUGACGACUCUCCUGCCCAAAGGGUUAAGAGUGGUUGAUCUCAACGUCGGCUGUCCCAUUGACCUGGUGUACCGAGAAGGAGCUGGAUCGGCGCUGAUGGACCAGCCGAACAAAUUGGAAAAGAUGCUUCGCGGAAUGAACAUGGUGUCUGGCGAAACGCCAGUCACGGUGAAAAUCCGCACGGGGACCCGGGACAGACAGCCGACGGCACAGAAGCUGGUGGAGAGGCUUGUGCUGGGCAGCGAGCACUCUCGAGGAAACCCUUGUGGAGUCGCGGCAAUCACUCUUCACGGCCGUUCCAGGCAGCAGAGAUACACGCGCUCGGCAGACUGGGAGUAUAUCUCCGAAACGGCCGCCCUGAUCAAGAGUCUCAACGAGAAGGUCGAUGCGCUGGCCGACACCAUUCGCGAGCCAGACGAGCGAGACCAGCCGAACGGACAUCAAGGUUCGAAGAACGGAAAAGUCUGGUUCAUCGGCAACGGCGACGUCUACUCUCACGAGCACUACUACGACCAUAUCAAGCAUGCGGGAGUCGACGGGGUCAUGGCGGCUCGCGGAGCACUGAUCAAGCCAUGGCUGUUCGAGGAGAUCGCGGCCGGCCAGUAUCUGGACAAAUCGUCUUCCGAACGGCUACGCAUCAUCGAGCAGUUCUGCAGGUAUGGGUUGGAAGCCUGGGGCAGUGACGAGAUGGGAGUCGGACAGACGCGGCGGUUUUUGCUGGAGUGGCUCAGUUUCGCGUGUCGCUAUGUCCCGGUCGGCAUGCUGGAGUAUCUGCCGCCCAACAUCCAAGAUCGACCGCCACGGUUCCGGGGACGGGAUGAACUGGAGACGUUGAUGGCAAGCGACAAUUACAAGGACUGGAUCAAAAUUAGUGAGAUGUUCCUAGGCCCGGCACACCCCGAUUUCCGCUUCGAGCCGAAACACAAGUCCAACAGCUAUGAGAUUCAAGCUGAGGGAUGA